UGGAAUAAAUCCACGCGUCUAACAAAGCCAACCUUGCUCAACAAGGACAGCAAUAUUCACAAGCAGCCGGAUCGUCCGACCAAGCCGCCGCAAUCCACACACAAAAGACUUGCGACUCGCAAACACUAUCAACCCGCGGUCACCGUUCACUCACGUAGUGAACUCGACCGUACAACUUCGAUUAUCACGUUUCUACUAAACAACGCGAUAAUUGUAUUAAACUCAAUCACCGCACGUGCCUUUAACAAAUUAUUUCGGACGCAUCAUUUACUAUAUUCAAACCCAGCGAACGUAACGGUCAACAGUCGAAAUGGACGCCGAGGAUGGUAAUUGCAUGGGCAACGGCAACAACACCGUGGAAGACCAAGAUCAAGACCAGCACGAUGCACAGGGCAACAACAGAGGUUUCCAAGAGAAUACUGUGGCUAAAAUGGUCACCCAGCGAAAUGCAACUCAUUAUUCCAUGGAUCAUAAAUACAGAGGCAAGGUUAUUAUCUUCAACCAUGAGCAUUUCAGAGUUGCUGGAUUGAAAUCCAGGUCUGGUACUCAGAAUGAUUGCAAUAACAUCUAUUUGACAAUGAAGGGUCUGGGAUUUGAUGUUACUGUGUGCCAGGAUUUGGACUAUCAAGAGAUUAAUGCUACUGUUAUUGAAGCCGUGAACGAGGACUACUCUGACUGCGAUUGUUUCGUAAUGAUCGUGCUCUCCCACGGCGAAAUGGGAAUACUCUACUCCCGCAACGCGCCCUACAAACCGGACGUGCUGUGGAGCCCGUUCACCGCCGACCGUUGCCCCACGCUGGCCGGCAAGCCAAAACUAUUCUUUAUUCAAGCAUGUCAAGGCGACAAACUGGACGGCGGCGUUACAAUGCGCACCGAAACCGACGGCCACCCGGAUGAAUCAUACCGUAUCCCUUCGCAGGCCGAUUUUCUUAUCUGUUACAGCACUGUCCCAGGUUACUACUCAUGGCGUAACACCACCAAAGGUUCAUGGUUCAUGCAGGCGCUCUGUGAGCAGCUGCAGGAGUACGCGUACAAGUACGACAUUCUUACACUGCUAACGUUCGUCAAUCAGCGCGUCGCACUGGACUUCGAGAGUAACACACCCGAUACGCCGCACAUGCACAAACAGAAGCAGAUUCCGUGCAUCACGAGCAUGCUCACCAGGCUGUUGCUAUUCACCAACAAAGGAGAAGGAAAAUCGGGCAACGCGCUUUAUGAGACUGUCGAAGCGAACGUUGAUAACGUUAAGACUAAAGAGAAAGACAAGGGUAAAAACAUUUUCAGCUCACUAUUCGGUUCCUCAAAAUCGCAACAGACUUAUCAGGUUAACAAUUAACUAUGCAAUUGGAAGACAACCUAAAUGAAGAAAAAUACUGAGUAUUUAUAAAUUUGCACACCGAAUACUUAACGUUUAUAUUUAGAUUAAUUACUGUUUAUUGAGCAGUAUUUGCCAUAAGAUUAGUUAAGAUUAUAUAUUUACAAGUAAUUACGUAUUUCUGAUUAGGCAAUGAUUCUUUUAUUUUGCUCAUUAGUAUAUAUUUGGGAACGGUUUUUAUACAAUCAAAAAUUAGUGUUCAGAUUUUAUAGAAAUAUUUUACUGCAAUCCUUAAAUUAAUCAUUAUGAAAUGUGAUAUAUUCAUGCAGUCCAAAGUAGAAACUGUGAAAAUGAUUUUGAUAAAUGAAUUAACUUUGAGAUCAAUGUUUGUAGUGUUAAAAAAAAGUAUUUAUGAUACAAAUAGAACUAUUAUAUGUAUAUUUUUAUAUUUCUUUAUUCUGCUUAUUGAAUUGUGAACUAUAUUAAGUAUAAAUUGUGGUUUGUAACAGUCCACUGCCAAAUGAUGCCUUGUAUUUUUUCAACAAGUAAUUCUGUAUUAACAAAUGUUUGUCUUUGUAUUAAAUACAAUUUGUAAUAGCAAAACAGUAUAAAUAUUACCAAUAUAAAUUCAAAAAUAAUAUAA
Molecule: messenger RNA, 1958 nt
Organism: Dalotia coriaria
Lineage: Eukaryota; Metazoa; Arthropoda; Insecta; Coleoptera; Staphylinidae
Product: caspase-1-like
Exons: 5
Coding region: 311-1336 (341 amino acids)
Biological process (GO): apoptotic process; proteolysis; positive regulation of neuron apoptotic process
Cellular component (GO): cytoplasm
Source: RefSeq, a predicted model, not a curated record